GAGACAGGAUGAGUGUGAGAAGAAGACCACCUCUCACAUGAUAAGAUGGAAAUGUGGUUGAAACGGUCGACUCUUGUGUUACUCACAGCAGCCCUGGUGAUAUCAGAUCAAGCUCUUGUGAUUCUGAAUGAAACACGAACAACAGUAAAAGUGCCUCUUGGCUCUUCUGUGACUUUCCAGUGCCGUUUGAAGAUAGAGACACACGGCAGACUUCGGGUGAUCUGGUUUUUGAACCCCUCUUCAUUCGAAUCGCACAAUCUCUCCGAGGAGAUCUUUUCCAAAUCUGCAAAGAACUCCAGCUUGGUGUCGAACAAAACAAUGCAGGACUACAAGGAUGAAGGGCAAGACACCGAAGGGACUUGGCCGACAUACAUUUUAUCAAACGCAACAGAACAGGACAGCGGAUGGUACUUUUGCAGAGUCACAACAGAUAUUCCCAUUUUAAAACAUAUUAACAGCAGUGGAACAGAAGUAGUUAUUACGACUGUGUCUCCCAUGGACAACUUCACGCUCAUCGACCAGUGGAUGUGGAUCACGUUGGGGGUUUCUAUUGUCAUCCUGAUUGUCCUGCUGGUCAUAUGUGUCUUGCUGAGAAGAAGACGCCACGGAAGCAGAGAAGAAGAUCCAGUCUACGCAAACACUCGUCCUGUGGCCAACAAGCAGCCUUCUCCUCGGCCGGGGAUGGACCACCUGAAGGCGGUUUCUUCCUCUCAAAACCCCCGGAACCCGAGUCCAGGCAGGAAAUACGACGAAGGCAAACUGAGAUACAAAUAAUGAAGAAGGCAUGGAUCAACUCCUCCUCAUCACAUUUAGUCAAGGCCUAUAGCUGUGUUCACUGCACUGAAAGUUUAAUGAAUUGUCUUUCUUCUUCUUCUUCUUCUUAUUAUUAUUAUUAU
Anarrhichthys ocellatus (wolf-eel) is the source of this 896-nucleotide messenger RNA. RefSeq lists its product as uncharacterized. The record is from RefSeq and is a predicted model, not a curated record. Gene Ontology annotation, cellular component: external side of plasma membrane; B cell receptor complex. The transcript has 4 exons. Bases 46 to 774 code for a protein of 242 amino acids. Gene Ontology annotation, biological process: B cell differentiation; B cell receptor signaling pathway. NCBI's taxonomy places the organism in Eukaryota, Metazoa, Chordata, Actinopteri, Perciformes, Anarhichadidae.